AUGAGCUCCAAGAUGCGCGCAAUCCUCGUUAAGGACGGGAAAGGUCCGAUCGAAAACCUCUUCAUCGGAGAGGCCGAGCGGCCCUCUCCUGGACCCGGCAUGGUCCUCGUCAAGGUCAAAGCGUUUGGGCUGAACGGCAUGGACCUCCUACAACGCGAAGGCCGAUACCCCAUGCCCCCGAGCUCGCCCACGAUCAUGGGCGUCGAGUUCUCUGGCACCGUCGUCCAGCCCCGGGCGUCCAGAGGUGCGUACGGCGAGUAUGUGGAAGUGCGGCACCGCAACCUCAUCCGGAAGCCCGCGCAUUUGUCCUGGGUCGAUGCCGCGGGGAUCAUGGAGAACUACAUCACCGCGUUCCAGGGCCUUGUCUUCCUUACGGGGAUCAAGGCUGGCGACGACGUCCUCAUCCAUGCGGGUGCGUCCGGGGUUGGGGUCGCCGCGAUCCAGCUCGCGCGGUUCUACGGGGCGAACACGGUGAUCGCGACCGCGUCGUCGAAGGAGAAGCUCGACAUGCUUCUCGCGAUGCCCAACGGGGCCACACACGCGGUCAACUACCGGACGCAAGACUUCGCCGAGGAGGUCAAGACGAUCACGAGCGGCAAGGGCGUCGACAUUGUCAUCGACAUGGUCGGGCAGUCGCACUGGCAAAAGAACAUCGCGUCGCUCGCGUUCGACGGGCAAAUGGCGCUUCUCGCGUUCCUCAGUGGCAGCGUGGUGAAGGAGGUGGAUCUCGCGCCCGUCAUCUUCAAGCGCCUGCGGAUCCAGGGCUCAACGCUACGCGCGCGGUCGGCAGACUACCAUGCGGAGCUCAUCGGCAGGUUCAAGGCCGAGGCAUUCGACUCCAUCACCGGGAGUUCAGGGGAUGGCCGCAUUCGCACCUACAUCCACAAGGUCUACCCGUGGACUCAGAUCCAGGAAGCUCAUCGCGAGAUGGAAGCGAGCAAGAACAGUGGCAAGAUUGUGCUCGAGUUUGACUGA
Molecule: messenger RNA, 975 nt
Organism: Epithele typhae
Lineage: Eukaryota; Fungi; Basidiomycota; Agaricomycetes; Polyporales; Epitheliaceae
Product: quinone oxidoreductase
Exons: 9
Coding region: 1-975 (324 amino acids)
Molecular function (GO): oxidoreductase activity
Source: RefSeq, a predicted model, not a curated record